Adineta steineri is the source of this 309-nucleotide messenger RNA. Lineage: Eukaryota; Metazoa; Rotifera; Eurotatoria; Adinetida; Adinetidae. The record is from the annotation of a GenBank genome assembly.
AUGAUUAUUUGUGCCAUACUUAUUAAUCGGAAUCUUCGUCUUAAACGUCAACGUCAUCGUCAACUAGAUGUCAAUAACCAAGUCAGCAAUGAACAGAAUCAACGAAAACGUGAUCAACAAGCUUUCGUGAUGCUUUUACUUCACGCAAUUGUCUUUCUUGCUACUCAAACAUCUUGGAUGGUUGUAUAUUUUUAUACUGUUGCAACAGGUCGUUUAGCAAUCGAACAAUUCAUUAGUUCUUCGACUGACAGGAGAUUACUUUUAUUUCUUGCUAUAUUAUUUUAUUUAUAUAUAUUAACAUCACGUUAG